Molecule: messenger RNA, 2688 nt
Organism: Clonostachys rhizophaga
Lineage: Eukaryota; Fungi; Ascomycota; Sordariomycetes; Hypocreales; Bionectriaceae
Source: the annotation of a GenBank genome assembly
AUGGCUGCUCCGCCGACAACGAACGCCUACACCGAAUUUCGAGACCUUCUCCAUAGUCCUCAGGUCUGCCGAUCCAAUUUUGAACAAAAGAAGUUUUACCACACCGCCAAUAUCGAGAGCUGGCUAUCGCGCGAGAAAGACGGCGUGCGUAAUGUAACGACACUCGCCAGCCAGAUCUACAUGGGCCCCAAUACAUUCCCUCCGUCUUCUGAUAGAAUUCUCGAGAACCCAAUCCUCUUUUGCAUUUUGGUCGAAAUGGGAUGCGGCCAUAUGUUCGACGUGUUCUCACGAUCAAUCGCCUCGAGCGAAACGCUCUCGAAUCCUUUUCUGAAAAGCCACUACGAGUCGAUCAUUACGUACCUAGAAAAGGAAUCUGUCAGACUGCCGAAGAAGUAUAAUCCCGGUGCGUAUGGCGAGGUCAUCGACGAAUUCGACCAGAACCGCUGGGCUUAUGUGUCUCUGCCGUUGCGCUACCAAGGGCAGGCUACUUCCUACCCACAGACAAUCCUCCCCUUUUUCUACAUGAAAAAGAUAGGCAGUGGAGGUACGGCUAUGUACAUGGAGUUCGCGGUCAAAUCUUACUUCAAGGGGUACGAAUAUGUCUACAGGGAGGAAAGUAACGCUUUCAAAGGGUUCAUGGGACAAAACGACCUCACCGUGGUUCGGUAUCUGGGAGAGAAAGACUUGGAGGAGUACAUGAUGGAGAAGCUGCCUCCUGUCUUGUAUCAAGAGACAUUCGCCUUCUGGGCCAAUCUGUUCAACGUUGGCUCUACGCUUGACGGGAUCCAUCAACUCAAGCGUAAAGAUGAGGGUGGUAAUAGACAGGUAUUCAAAGGUUGGCAUGGGGAUAUCAAGCCCGAUAAUAUCCUAUCAGUUCGUGGCCAGUUCAAACUGGCCGAUUUUGGGUUUGCGAGAUUUGAACAACAUGAUGAUAAGACACAGCUCAUAGGUGGGACAAGAACAUUUGGCGCUCCUGAACGGGAUGGCAACAAUGCAGACUCCGGCAUCACGCACUCUCAAAGCAUCGACACGUGGUCACUCGGUUGCGUUUUCUCUGUCGUCGCAACAUGGGUAAUAUUAGGUCCGACAUUCUAUCAAGCAUAUGGAUUCAUUCGCCAGGACGCAAUCAAGACGCUGCGUGAAACUGGCGGAGGGAUGCCACAUACACCAGGUCCCUACUGCGACGAUGCGUUCCACGACGGGUCAAACGUCCUUCGUGCUGUUACAGACUGGCACACCCAUCUAAGAAAUUCAAUCAGAGCCUCUGACACAAUAUCUCGUCAAGUCCUGGAUCUGGUUGAUAACGAAAUGCUUCUCAGUAACCCGGAGGAUAGACUAUCCGCUGCCGAGUUAAGAACCAAGUUAAAGGCCAUUCUCGACAAAGCUGAAUCUGAUUAUCUUCAACUCAAGGAGAACGGACAGCUGGCAAAAGAAUCCCCGAUAAUACGGAAAGCCCUGUUGAAAUUUGACGAAGCAGCGCCUCAGUUUGCGCAAUCGCUCUCCCAAAAAGAAGCGGAAAACCGAUUCACGCAUCCAUCAACAGCUGGCUCUCAAGGUCGGGGGCUGCCGGUAAUCCACCCCUCAAGAACCAAUCGACUACAGAAAUCCGAAGCCUUCAAUAGGAUUGUAUAUGGGAAAACUGCCAACCGGGAGGAAGUUCUGAACACCAACAGACUAAAAAUUCCAAACACGCCUCCAUCUCAUGCAGCGAAUGGCAUGACUGACAAGUCGUACUAUUCUGACGAAAAAGGGAAGGCAAUCGACUGGAGCCCAGGCAAUAUACAGCAGUCCUUCUCAUUUCAAGCGUCGAAACACAGCUCUCCGAUUUCAAUGUCAAUAAACUCGCGGAAGAGCACACAGACCGUGAGAACUGCCGUCGACCAAGAAUACGACAAGCUUAGUGAACAAUGGAAACCAAAUCGUUGGACUGCGUUUCUGAACAAGAUUCCCAAAGACGACUUUCUUCAAAACUUUAUAGUGAAUCGAGAUAUUAUUUUUUUAGUCGACAAUGACCCUACCAUGACCCAGCACUGGUCAGAUGUUAAGCGAACAUUGUUGACACUAGCGAUGAAAAUCGGUCCACUUGAUAAGGACGGGCUAGACCUUCGUUACGCCUGUGGGAACCAUGGGUUUUUGAGCAACAUCACAGGAUAUGAUAUCAAGUCAAAAUUCAGUACAUCUAUGGACGAAGUCGGGCGCAGAAUCCACGAAAACGUUCGCACUGAUAUGCGUGCAGCACUCUCCAAAAUUUUCGACGAGUAUCUCGAAGGAGAUCGCAAGAAGAGGCAGACCCUCAUCAUACUGACAGAUGGAAAGUGGGAAGGAUCAAGCAAGAAAAGAGAUGUAGAGGAUCUCAUAAUCGAUUUCAUCGAACGCCUCGAAAAAAACCCGGGUCGAAUGGAGGAUCGUUGGUUCAGUAUCCAGUUCGUCUCUUUUGGAGAUGAUGAAGUUGCACUGAGGCGGUUGACCUUUCUCGACGACAAACUUGAAGCGCGCAAAGAUAUUGUUGACGCCAAACCAUGGAACUGCCAAGAUGUCAACGAGCUGAUUCUUGGAAGCAUCACAGAGAAUGGAGACUACAAGACACCGGUCACUUCUCCUGUAUCCGCAUCCGUUUCUCCAGACAUAUUUGCGACCCCUACACGAGAGACUCGGUUUUCGAGAUUUAGAAACAGUUUAAUGCGCUGA